Messenger RNA from Nothobranchius furzeri (turquoise killifish), 3355 nucleotides. It is a transcript of the gene msh4, whose product is annotated as mutS homolog 4. Gene Ontology annotation, biological process: reciprocal meiotic recombination; mismatch repair. Gene Ontology annotation, molecular function: ATP binding; ATP-dependent DNA damage sensor activity; mismatched DNA binding. Gene Ontology annotation, cellular component: nucleus. NCBI's taxonomy places the organism in Eukaryota, Metazoa, Chordata, Actinopteri, Cyprinodontiformes, Nothobranchiidae. The record is from RefSeq and is a predicted model, not a curated record.
AUUUAACAAUAAAAAUAUAAAAUCCUGACAUAAAUUAAAUAAAACAUCAGUUUUUUAGUAACUGUCUUUCUAUAGCAAGGAAUUUCCCACCCCUACUGGAGACAAGUAGUUUCUACAGGCAGCGUUCAUAAAGCUAAACUAGACAUUACACUAUGCAAAUUAUUAUUAUUAUUAUUAUUAGUUUGCGGUAAUUAUGAUUAUUUAUUUAUUUUUGACAUGCGCAGAUCAGAUGCUAACUGGUGAACAGAGAACGGUCGCGCGCCCAUUUAGUUUAGUCGCUAGCUAGCAACAAAAGUUUUUUGUUUGUUUGAUUUGAAAAAAAAACUGUUUUACAGUUUGUUUAAGCGUAAAAAUUUAUUUAACAAGUAAUAACGAUAUAUCGGUCCAUUAUCGAGUGUUUUUGAGGUUUUAAAAUGUAUCACAGCAGCACAGAGGAGGUAACGAGUGGUGACGCCUCAGAACGUGGACAAGUCCGGAGGACAGCCGCGAGCAGAGGACCGAAUCAAACUACCACUUCUUCUUGUGAUCCAGCAUCACUUUGCUCAGCUCUUUCUCCUCAAAGUUCAGAUGAGAGCAUAUCUAAAUCAAGUCAUGGUCCAGCCCAACCGGGAAUGGCUUCAGGCCAGCAUCCUAACAGCUCCAGGGCUGGGAGGACAGCUUCAUCACUCCUCGUGUCCACCUCAGACAGCUCCUCUUUUCACUGUGGAGAAACACCAAGAGUCAGAAGGACACCAGGUUCUGCAGGGCCCACAGGAGCCAGUUGCUCAUCAGGAUCUACAAGCUCUGGUCCCACUGUGAUUGUAGCUGUGGUUGAAGGCCGUGGUUUUGCAAGGGGAGAGAUCGGCAUGGCCAGUUUCAACCUGAAAUAUCCAGAGCUUGUACUUUCUCAGUUUGCAGACACAGGAACAUAUGCCAAGGUUAUAACAAAGAUUCAUAUCUUGAUGCCAGUGGAAAUAUUGAUGCCAGACACAGCCAGUGAGAAGGGAAAAAGGACCAAGCUGUUCAAACUGAUCACUGAGAAUUUCCCGGGUGUGACUUUUACUGCGAUCCAACGGAAGUAUUUUAAUGAAAAGAAAGGACUGGAGUACAUCCAGCAGCUGUGUGCUCCAGAAUUCAACACUGUCCUGAUGGAAGUGCAGGCCAAGUAUUACUGCCUAGCGUCUGCAGCUUCUUUGCUGAAAUAUUUAGAGUUUCUCCAGAACUCUCUUUAUGCUGCAAAGUCACUUAAAGUGAGCUUCAAAGGGAGUGAGCAGACAGCUAUGAUUGACUCGGCAUCUGCUGCUAACUUAGAGUUAGUGGUCAACAACAGAGACCACAGGAGUGAACAGACCCUUUUAGGGGUCCUCAACCACACAAAAACCCCUGGUGGAGCCAGAAGACUUCGCUCUAAUAUUCUAGAGCCUCUAGUUGAUGUGGACACGAUCAACAUCCGCUUGGAUGCCAUACAAGAGCUCCUGCAAAAUGAGGAGCUCUUCUUUGGACUGAAGAAUGCCAUCGGCCAUUUCCUCGAUGUUGACCGGCUGCUGUCUGUUCUGGUCCAGGUCCCAAAGCAGGAAACGGUUCAAGCUGCUGAAGCUAAGAUUACACACGUCAUUCAGCUCAAACACACACUGGAUCUGGUGCCACAGCUAAGGACGUUGUUGACGGACUGCAGAACAUCUCUGCUGAAGGCUUACAGCGCCGCGCUGGAAGACAACAGAUUCGACGUGAUCCUGGAGCAAAUCAAGACGGUGAUAAACGACAACACCACGUAUCUGAAAGGCAGCCUGAACAUGCGCACCCAGAAGUGUUACGCAGUGCGCCCCAACAUCAACGAGUUCCUCGACAUCGCCCGCAGGGCCUACACGGAGAUAGUCGACGACAUUGCAGGGCUCGUGAACCAGAUGGGAGAGGACUACGGCUUGCCGAUGCGCACCAGCUUCAGCACAACUCGAGGUUUCUUCAUCCAAAUGAAACUCGACGGUGUUGUUUUGCCCGAGGGCAAACUUCCCCCAGAGUUCAUCAAGGUCACCAAGCACAAGAACAACUAUGGCUUCACCACCGCAGACCUGAUGAAGAUGAACGGACGCUGUGAAGAAGCCCUGAGGGAGAUUUUUCACAUGUCUUAUGUGGUGAUAUGUCAGCUGCUUAGCACCGUCCAUGAGCACAUCCACUGCCUCUACAAACUCUCGGAUGCCGUAUCCAUGCUGGACAUGUUGAUCUCACUGGCUAAUGCGUGCACAAUCUCAGACUAUGUUCGUCCUGAGUUUACAGACACUCUGGCCAUCAAGCAAAGUCGUCACCCCAUUCUGGAGCGGCUAGCUCGACAGCAGCCGGUGUCAAACAACACCUACAUCACCGAGGGCAGCAACUUUGUCAUCAUAACAGGACCCAACAUGAGCGGCAAGUCCACCUACCUGAAGCAGGUGGCGCUGUGUCAGAUCAUGGCUCAGAUCGGCUCUUUCGUCCCGGCUGAAUAUGCCUCCUUUCGCAUUGUCGAUCAGAUUUUCACCAGAAUUGGUGUAGACGAUGAUUUUGAGACCAACUCUUCCACUUUCAUGCUGGAAAUGAAGGAGAUCUCUUACAUAAUCCACAACGGGAGCGACCGGUCCUUGAUCAUCAUAGAUGAGUUGGGCCGUGGCACUAGUGCUGAAGAAGGGAUUGGCAUCUGCCACUCAGUGUGUGAGUUCCUCCUCCGCCUCAAGGCGUUCACGCUGUUUGCCACACACUUCCUUGAGCUGUGUCAGCUGGAGUCUCUCUAUCCUAACGUAGAGAACCAGCACAUGGAGGUCCAGCACACACGCAGCGGUGACUCUGGUGCAGAGCAUGUGGUGUACACAUAUCUGCUGAGCCGUGGCUCCUCUGAAGAGAGGCAUUAUGGUCUGAGAGCAGCAGAAAUGACUGCACUGCCUUCAGAUGUGAUCCAAGAAGCUAAGACGAUUGCCUCUCAAGUCAGCCGGCAGCUUCUGGCGAGACAUCAAACUGAUCCAGAAACUCAGAGACAGAGAGCGGUUUACCGUCUGGCCACUCGCCUCCUGCAGACCGCCAGAAACUCAAGACUAGACCCUGAAAGCUUGAGGAUGUAUCUGAAGGGACUGAAGAGGCAGUAUGAGGCCGAGCUGCAGGCCGUCGGAGAACUUUAACUCAGAGGAUGAAUAAUUGAUUUUCUCCUCACGAUGGAAGAUGAACUGGAAUAAAACGACAUUGUUCGUCCAUUUUUACAGGGCAUUUUGAGUGUAUUUGAACAUUAAAGGCCAGCGAUAAUAUUUUCUGUUAAAUUGUUCUGUUUGACAGUAUGAUACAACACAAUGUCUGUAAGGAUUUGUUUUAACAGAUUUGUAAAAAUUUAAAUAAAAAAUUGAAUAUAAAAAUAAAA